UAUUUACCUUUCUCCAAAGUCAAACGCUCAAUUACCAUGGAAAUCUACCCCACAAAACCACUCCAAAACUCCACGAGGGAGGUCACGGGUCACCCUUUCUUUACCUUUUGGUAUGAACAGAACAUCAGCACGCUUUUGCCGCCCUCUGCAUUCUUUUACAGCACAGAACAUUGUUCUUUUCUUCUGCUCGUAUUUUAAUGGCUUUCGGUUUGUCUCGACUAUGGACAAGGUUUCAACAAAAUAUUAACAUAACGGGAAUUUGGAAAGGCAAACCACGAGCUUGUUUACAAGCUUUUGAGGGGCCUGCAUUCUUCAUGGAACUUGGUUUUAGCAAAUGGGUAUGUGCAUUUCUACUGUGUUGUUGGCUUAUCUUCUCUGGAGCAUACUCGGUGGAGGGAUUGCGUGGGGAUUCUAAAGUGAGAGGAGUGAACUUGGGAGGGUGGCUGGUCGUGGAAGGCUGGAUUAAACCUUCACUUUUUGAUGGUAUUCCCAACGGAGACAUGCUUGACGGAACAGAGGUACAAUUUAGGUCAGUGACAUUGCAGAAGUAUGUGUGUGCAGAGAAUGGGGGAGGCUCGAAUGUUACAGUCGGCAGAGAUGUAGCAUCUUCAUGGGAAACUUUUAAGCUAUGGAGAGUUUCGGAAUCAAGAUUUCAGUUGCGCACGUCCAAAGGUCAAUUUAUAUCAUGCGAUGGAGAAGGAUGCUCUGUCUCUGCAACUGCAGAAUACCCUUCCACAUCAGAAACAUUUUUCAUUGAAAGGAAGAAUAGUAGAGUUCACAUAAAACUAGAGAGUGGGGCGUAUCUACAGGCUACAACGGGAAAUCAGCUCUCAGGGGACUAUCCAGGAAUGCCAGGAUGGGAUGAGAAUGCAGGCACAUUUGAGAUGACAAUUGUAGCAAAUAACUUGCAUGGAGAUUACCAGCUUGCAAAUGGAUAUGGACACAAUGAGGCCAAGAAGGUUCUUAAGAGACACAGAAACAGUUUUAUCACCUUUGAAGAUUUCAAGUUUCUUCAUAGAAAUGGAAUAAAUACUGUGAGGAUCCCAGUUGGCUGGUGGAUUGCUUCUGAUCCUGAUCCUCCUGCUCCAUUUAUUGGAGGAACUCUUGUGGCUCUGGAUGAUGCAUUCUCAUGGGCACAAGCCUAUGACAUAAAGUGCAUAAUCGACCUUCAUGCUGCUCCUGGCUCCCAAAACGGGAUGGAACAUAGUGCUAGUCGAGAUGGUUUUGUAGGCUGGCCUACUUCUCCAGAUUACAUCUCACAAACAUUGGAUGUUGUUGAUUUUCUAGCUUCCAGGUAUGCAACGCAUCCUGCAUUGCUGGGAAUUGAACUCUUAAACGAACCAUCUGCAACCACAGUUCCCUUGGAUACUUUAGUUUCAUUUUAUAUGCGUGGCUACCAAAUUGUUCGAAAAUACUCACCAACAGCUUAUGUAAUAAUUUGCCAAAGAAUUGGCAAUGCAGAUCCCUUGGAACUUUAUCAAGCUAACAUAGGCACUCACAAUUUAGUGGUGGAUUUGCAUUUCUAUAGUCUUUUUGACACUUUCUUUGUUAAUAUGAGCACGGCGGAUAAUAUACAAUUUAUAUACAAGAGCAGGGAAGCUCAAUUACAGGCCCUCAACAGCUCCAAUGGCCCACUUGUUUUUAUUGGGGAAUGGGUGAAUGAGUGGAAUGUGACAACUGGAUCUCAGACAGAUUACCAAGAGUUUGGAAAGGCACAAUUAGAGGUAUAUAAUGCGGCUUCAUUUGGAUGGGCUUAUUGGACACUUAAAAAUGACAGACAACACUGGGAUUUUGAAUGGAACAUAAAGAACAAUUAUCUCCAACUAGGCGAGUCACCCAACAAGCAAAGUCUCAAUAGUUUAAUGUUGAUUGGUAUUACAUGUGCCCGUUUCUAUCUGCAUCAUUUUCUGUGAAGAAAUGUCACAUCUGAGUUGCAUCAAGCCUCAUAAUUGAAGAUGAAGAUCUACUAUGCGGUUUUUCUUUGUUUUUGGCUUCCCAACCAUUAAAUUCAUUUUGUUAGGCUAGAUUGCUAAGUGCAAUAAUGUGGUUCUUGUAGAGUAUAUGCCGAAAUUGUUGAUGAUGCUGUAAAAUCUUCAAGGCUACGCGUGUUACACCCAAUAAUCUACAAAGGAAGUUCUUCCCGGUUUCGCCUUUA
Molecule: messenger RNA, 2155 nt
Organism: Carya illinoinensis
Lineage: Eukaryota; Viridiplantae; Streptophyta; Magnoliopsida; Fagales; Juglandaceae
Product: probable glucan 1,3-beta-glucosidase A
Exons: 11
Coding region: 198-1913 (571 amino acids)
Biological process (GO): actin filament bundle assembly; carbohydrate metabolic process; cell migration
Cellular component (GO): actin cytoskeleton; cytoplasm
Molecular function (GO): actin filament binding; hydrolase activity, hydrolyzing O-glycosyl compounds
Source: RefSeq, a predicted model, not a curated record